AGGGGAGGCCUAUAAAUGCAGGGCCCACAGGACGCUGUCAAACUCCUCUCUCUGACGCCUCAGCUUAGCCGGUGGGAGGUGUGGAGAAAGUGUGACACUGGUUUUUCUAAGCACCCCCGCUUCUCCUCUGCUCAGAGCACAGGAAGACAGGACAAAAUGCCCUCGCUAUUGGAAUGCAGCCUCGACCACGUCAUCAAAGUUUUCCACCAGUACUCCAGGCAGCAGGAACACCUCGACAGGCUGAACCAGAGUGAAUUCAAAGAGAUGGUGAAAAAAGAACUGCCCACCUUCCUCAAGAAGGAGGGGAGGGAUGAGAAAGCCAUAGAAGAUAUCUUGGAGGACCUGGACACGAAUGGAGAUAAGCAGCUGAGCUUCGAGGAGUUCGCCAUGCUGGUGGCCAAGCUGACGGAGGCAGCCCACGAGGAGAUGCACAAGAAUAACAACCCCAAAGGGGAUCACCACCACCACGGGCCAGGCUUCGGGCGAAGCCAAGAUUCCUGCCAAGGCCAGGGUGGCCACAACCACUAAUCAGGAGGCCAGGCCACCCUGCCCCUGAAUGAAGGCACCAGAGCUGUGUGCCUCACCACCUUAGCGGCAGGGCUGGGGGCUGGGAUGAAAUAAAGUGUUCCUCCAAGCCA
Artibeus jamaicensis (Jamaican fruit-eating bat) is the source of this 638-nucleotide messenger RNA. It is a transcript of the gene S100A9, whose product is annotated as S100 calcium binding protein A9. The record is from RefSeq and is a predicted model, not a curated record. Gene Ontology annotation, biological process: chronic inflammatory response; neutrophil chemotaxis; endothelial cell migration. Lineage: Eukaryota; Metazoa; Chordata; Mammalia; Chiroptera; Phyllostomidae. The coding region runs from base 16 to 528 and encodes 170 amino acids. Gene Ontology annotation, molecular function: calcium ion binding. Gene Ontology annotation, cellular component: cytoplasm; nucleus; extracellular exosome. The transcript has 3 exons.